AUGCCGUGGAACGCGAACAAUAAUCCCGCAGGUGACAUCCGUGCGCCUGCGAUGGCAGCAGUACUUCGUCUCAAACAGCAGCAAGGAUGCAGUAAUACAAAUGCUGUAUGGAAGCGUUCUCUGUGUGUGGAAGAGUUAAAUGAGCUAUUGCUCCCUCAUGACGAACUUAUAACGUUGCGUCACUGUGCUCUGUUACAUCCAGAUGAUUUUCCAACUGAAGCUACAGGACGAGAUGGAGCAGUUGUAGUGUAUCCACGACUGCAUGCACAAUUUGUUGUAGCUGUUCGUCAGCAUGUGGCCGUUCCUCGAGGUUCUAUCGCCUUGUCAGAGCCACAAUUGAUUAAUCUCGAGCUUUGCAGGUUCCAGACGGAGACCUGGACGCUUUUCACAGAGCGUGUGCCGAUUAUUAAUGCAUUGUCGAUUGAGAUACGUCCAUUGUUGAAGGAAAUAAUGAUGGAAGAGGAGCACAAUGACGAGAGUUUGACUGCGACUGGGACCUUGACAACUAUGCAACAACCUGGUGCACCGAUCGUGACGGAUGCCAAGGAGUUUGCCACGGCAUUUGCCAAAUAUACGUGGCAACGUGUUCUCACGGAGCAUGAACGACUUGUAAUGCCGUAUAAAGAUGGCAAUUGCUAUUUUAUUCGUGUGCUUGAAAUCAAUGCGGAGGAUGAGAACGAGACGGAAUUUACCAUGCCGGAUUCAUAUCGUGGUCGUGUGGAUGAAGAUGUACAGGUGUUUGUAUCUUCAGAGAGAGGUCAAUCCCCAGUGUUUCAGCUGCUUGGUGCUGCAGCAAUGGACUCUGCGGGUCUGUCGCCAAUGAGCUCGGAUGUUGUCACGGUACUGACAAAUGACGAGGAGGAGUUUCCAGUCAAAAAGAAACUGCUUUUCCCGUGCAUUAAACUGUCAUCAGCUGUUCUUUCAGGCAAGGGUGUCCACAAAGAUGCAUCGACCACUAUUAAUGUGGACGUAGAUUGUUGCACGUUCGAUCGAGUACUUUUGUAUUUAGAACACGAAGCCCGCAACGAUGGCACUGAGUUUCAAUUCGAUCCUUCAUUUACGGAAGAUCUCUUAGCUGCAGCUAUCACGGUGGGCUGCAUUGGUCUACAGGAAGUUUGUCAGAGACGUUUUGGCGAGUUUAAGACACGAGUACACACCGAAGCUAUUCGCUGGGAAGAGGUCGUCCGUCGCAAUCAAUCGGGCGAGGUAUGGCUUGUUAUGCAAGGAAUGGUGCUGGAUAUUACGCGCUGGAUUCCAGAACAUCCAGGCGGCUCGGAGUUGAUUGCUCAGGAAGCCAUGAACGUAGAUUCGACGAUUAUGUUUGAGACAUACCAUGCGAGUCGGCAGUCAUUUCGUUAUCUCAAGCAGUUUUACAUCGGAGAGUUGUCCGAGUUUGAUCUUGCUGAAAUGCCUAGGCCAAUGCAGCUGCCAUCCGAAGCUUUUCUCCAGGAGCUGCAGCAAUAUACGAAGUGGCGCAUGAAACCACAGGAACACACAUACAAGAGCUUUUAA
This is a messenger RNA of Peronospora belbahrii, 1512 nucleotides long. The record is from the annotation of a GenBank genome assembly. Lineage: Eukaryota; Oomycota; Peronosporomycetes; Peronosporales; Peronosporaceae.